AUGCCCGAAGUGACAAUUAAUAAUGUCAUAAUAAAUUUUCCUUUUAAACCAUAUCAAGUACAAGAAGAAUACAUGACAAAGGUGAUAGAGUGUCUUCAAAAUAGUAAAAAUGGUGUUUUAGAAUCUCCUACUGGUACAGGAAAAACACUUAGCCUUCUUUGUUCUUCCUUAAGUUGGUUAUUAACAAAGAAAGCUCAAUUACAGGCACAAUCAUUAGUUAAUCCAACUGAGCAACCUAAUUUUGGUGGACAUUUUUUUAAACAAUUGAAUAAUGGACUUACAAAAAGUACAGGAGGUGCAGAUCCUUCCACUAGUUUCAAUUGGGCUGCACCAAAAAUUAUCUAUGCAUCUAGAACACAUUCUCAGCUUUCGCAAGCUAUGCAAGAAUUAAAAAGAACAUCUUAUAAACAUGUAAGCACUGCUGUGUUAGGAUCUCGAGAUCAACUUUGCAUUCAUCCAGAAGUCUCCAAAGAAAUCAAUUCUUUUAAUAAGAUAUAUAUGUGUCAUUCAAAAGUAAAAUCUAGAACAUGUUUUUAUUACAAUAAUGUUGAAAUCAGGAAACAAGACCCUUUUUUUAAACAUGAAAUACUUGAUAUAGAAGAUUUGGUAAAAGCUGGACAGAAAUACAAAUGCUGUCCAUAUUUCUUAUCUAGAGAACUUAAACAAAAUGCAGACAUCACUUUUAUGCCAUAUAAUUAUUUAAUAGAUGCAAAAGCACGAAGAUCACAAGGUAUAGAUUUACAGAACAGUAUUAUUUUUCUAGAUGAAGCACAUAAUGUUGAAAAAACAUGUGAAGAAGCAGCAUCUUUACAGAUCUGUAGUACAGAUAUUGCAAUGUGCAUUGAUGAAGUAACAGCUGUAAUGGAAGAUAUAGCUAAAGAUAUUGAACAACAAAAUGAUUUUUUAAUGGAAAAUUCAGAAAAUGUUCAGAAAGAUUUUACUGCAGAUGAUUUGUGCAUUUUAAAAGCUAUGUUUCUAGAAUUGGAAAAAGCUAUUGAUGCUAUAAAAAUUACAAAACGUGAUGAAGGAGAUACACUUCCUGGUGGAUACAUCUUUGAAUUAUUAGGAAAAGCACAAGUAAAUAACUAUUAAUUUAUAAUUAAUAUAAUUACUACUACAAGUAUUUCUCCAUUUACAAGAAAGGGCAAUGCCCUUCAAAAGUUCAGUGAUCUAUUAAGAAUUGUAUUCAGUAGUGGUAAUAGUUUAAGUCAUAGAGAAAAGGUUAAACAAUGCUAUAAAGUAUACAUUCAAUUUGAAGAACCAAAAAAAAGUAAAAACAAUAAUGUUUGGGAAACAAAAAAGAUAUUAUCCAAAAAUGAGGGUAAAGUUAUUAGUUAUUGGUGUUUUAGUCCUGGAUUUAGCAUGCAACAACUAAUGGAGCAAGGUGUGCGUUCAAUAAUAUUAACAAGUGGUACUUUAUCUCCUUUGAAACCUUUCAUAUCUGAACUUGGAAUACCAAUUGAAAUUCAACUAGAAAAUCCACACAUUAUAAAAGAAGAUCAAAUUUGUGUCGGCAUUCUUGGCCAAGGCCCAGAUGGUUAUUCAUUAAAUUCUUCAUUUAACACAAGGAAUGAUCCAAAAUACAUAGCCUCUCUUGGAAGAACAAUAUUUAAUUUUAGUUGUCUUAUUCCUCAUGGUCUAUUAGUUUUCUUUCCUUCAUACCCUAUAAUUAGAAAGUGUAAAGAAGAAUGGCAAAACACAGGUUUGUGGACUAAAAUUGCAGAUCGUAAGCCUAUAUAUGUGGAAUCACAAUACAGAGAUGGUUUUACAAAUGUCAUGAAUGAGUAUUGUGAAAAAAUUAAGGAUACUUCCUGUAAAGGAGCUAUUUUUAUGGCGGUUUGUAGAGGUAAAGUAAGUGAAGGACUUGAUUUUGCUAAUGCAAAUGGAAGAGCUGUAUUAAUUACAGGUCUUCCAUUUCCUCCAUUAAAAGAUCCGAGAGUUAUAUUAAAACAACGAUAUUUAGAAGAAAUGAAGAGUCAAAAUAAAGAGGCUUUAUCUGGUCAACAAUGGUAUCAGCUUGAGGCAUCACGAGCUAUUAAUCAAGCUAUUGGCCGGAUAAUACGUCAUAAAAAUGAUUACGGAGCUAUAAUUCUUUGUGACUGUCGAUUUGAUAAUCCAAGUUUUAAAAAACACUUAUCUCCCUGGCUUAGACCAUACAUAAAAAAUUUUACUAAUUUUGGUGUUAUUACGAGAGAGUUAAAAGACUUCUUUAGAUAUGCAGAAAACAAGUUACCGCAACCAAAUAUGAUUGGAGGACGAUCCGUGAAUAGUGAUAUUUCAUUACCAGCAAUGUCAGCAUCUUUUGACACAACUGUUUCUCGUACCGCAAAAGAUACAUCAAAACAGCAUUUAGAAAAGUCUUCGACAGACGAUACUUUCAAUAUUGAUUCUUAUGCUAAUGAAACUGAAAAGAAUAUAAAGAAGGUUGAGACAAAGAAAAAAAAUUUUUUUGAAGUUUUAGCAACAGAAUCAAAGCCAGUAAUUAAUUUUAACGACUGUAAAUUAAAAAACAAUUACACUGUUUGUGAAUUAACAAAAAAUAUUAACGAACCAGCUACAAAAAAACGAAAGAUAAAAAUGUUACCAGUAGAAUUCAAUGAAUACUUGUCUAGUCCUUCAACUUCCUCAUCUGCGAAUACAGAACAUACAGAUAAUUCAAUAAAUUCACAACAAAUAUUCGAAGAAACUAGUAAUGACACUGACAAAAAGAUUUUGGGCAAAGCAUAUUUGAAAAAAGUGAAACGCUCAUUAUCAGAAAUUGAUUAUAAAACGUUUGCAAAAAUGAUACAAGAAUAUACAAAAACAGGCAACUUCGAGGAAUUACUGAGAGUGCUUCAAAAUUUAUUUUCACCAAACAAAGGAUUACUUCAUUUAUUUACAGGUAGUUACAACACAUUAUUGUAUUUGAAGCUCAUGUUGCUCUUAUGGAAAAUGUACAAACAUAACAUGAGUAGCAUUAGAAAACUAAAAAACUGA
Molecule: messenger RNA, 2976 nt
Organism: Habropoda laboriosa
Lineage: Eukaryota; Metazoa; Arthropoda; Insecta; Hymenoptera; Apidae
Gene: Rtel1
Product: regulator of telomere elongation helicase 1 homolog
Biological process (GO): negative regulation of DNA recombination; regulation of double-strand break repair via homologous recombination; negative regulation of t-circle formation
Cellular component (GO): nucleus
Molecular function (GO): DNA helicase activity; DNA polymerase binding; ATP binding
Source: RefSeq, a predicted model, not a curated record